Capra hircus (goat) is the source of this 2216-nucleotide messenger RNA. It is a transcript of the gene CCDC78, whose product is annotated as coiled-coil domain containing 78. The transcript is spliced from 14 exons. Gene Ontology annotation, cellular component: cytoplasm. The record is from RefSeq and is a predicted model, not a curated record. NCBI's taxonomy places the organism in Eukaryota, Metazoa, Chordata, Mammalia, Artiodactyla, Bovidae. Bases 295 to 1929 code for a protein of 544 amino acids.
AGCCAGUCUUCCUGAGUCCCCCGGCCCCGGGUUGGGACGUCUUCGGUCGGGCUGGGAGUAUAGGGAGGCUCCCGUUUGUUCGGUUGCUCGUCCCGGCGCCCAGCCUGGGGGCCUAAUGAGUGUGGAACCCACAUGAUAAGGCAAAGGGCGCUGCCUGAGAAUAACAGUAACAGGCGCGGCCGCUCGGCUCCCCGUGCGCUGUCCCACACCUCCCGAGCCUGGGCCUUCUGCGCACUCCUGGUUCCAUCCUUGCCCCUGAGACAUGCUGGGGUGACCGUCUGAAUUUCCCAGAUAAUGAAAAGGAAGCCGGAAAGGUGUCACCAACCACUAAACUGUCCUGCUUGCCCUCGUGGGCGGGGCACCGGGAGUCUCCUGGGAACGACAGAGGCCUUGGCAACACAAACCACGGUGUUGCAGCAACAGGCCAGUAGUCGAUGCGACACUGGGCUUAGGGCAGCCUGCAGUCCCUUCUGUGUAUGUAUGGAGCAUGUGGCAGCCCCAGAGCCCCCUCCUCGGGCCACUGAGAACGUUCUGCCACGGGCCGAGGCCUGGCUGCCUGGAGUCCCUGGGGGUGCUGCAGCCUGGGCCACCAACCUUGGGAUAGAGCUUCCCUCAGACCUAGAGCUGAGUGAGGAGCAGCGGCUGCAGGUCUGCAAGGAGCUGGUCGACCUGCAGAUCAAAAACCAGCGCUUGCAGGAGCAGCACGAUGCUGAAAUCUUUGAGCUGAAGAGUGAGAUCCUGUGGCUGGAGAGCCGCAUGCUGGAGCUGGAGCUGCAGGGAGCGCAGGCGGCCCCAGCAGAGGCUGAUCCAGGGCACCACCCGGCCCUGGCACAGGAGCUUGGGCACAAGGCCAGGGGGCAAGGACACUCCUUCCGUCACAGACUCCAGGCACAGUCCACAGACUUCCUGACCCCCGAGAACAAGCAGCAGGAGCUGGGGGACGGCACAGGUGUGCAGCCACCCAGCCUGAAGCUGCCGGCAGAGGCAAAGCGGGUGCAGGAGCAGCACGGGGCUCGGCAGAAGGCCCUGGAGACAUGUGUGGCAGCCCUGGGCCGGCAGCUGCAGGGAGCCUGGGAGGAGGCCAGGACAGCUGGGCAGCAACUGGCUGCACAAGCCGUGGUGUUGUCUGCCUGCCGGGGCCAGCUCCACCAGGCUGAGGCAGAAAACGCCCAGCUGCAGCUGCAACUCAAGAAGCUGAACGAGGCGUAUGCCAUCCGACUAAAGCACUGUGCCCGAAUCGUGGCCGGAUACGCAGAUGGCGCAGGCCCGAAGCCCACAGUCGCAGCCCUUCGGACAUUCCUGGAGACCACUCUGGAAGACAUUAGGGCAGCUCAUCACAGCCGUGAGCAACAGCUGGCCCGGGCCGCCCGCUCCUACCGCAAGUGCCUGGCAGAUCUGAGCCGGAGGCAUGAGGAGCUGCUGACUGCCCACAGUGUGCAGCAGAUGCUGGUGGAUCCUGUCAGGGCCCCUAGGACCCGCAGGGCUGCCUUUGGUGCGGCCCCCUCAGAUGUGGCGCUGCUGCCCCAGCACACAGUCACCGAAUCCAGCCACCAGAUGGAGGACCAGGCCAAGCUGGAGAAGCAGCUCCAGAAGCUCAAGGCCCAGGAGGGAUCCAGUGAAGUCUCCCAGGGAGGCACAUUAGAGCCGCAGGGCCUAGAAGCUGCAUCCUGGGCCCAGAUCCGCCAGAAUCUACAGGAGUUCGCCCGUGGCACCCAGGCAGAGCUGGAGCGGGAGCGGGCACAGCUGCUGGUCCGCGCCACGAUGGCAGAGGAGCAGCUUUCUGAGCUACAGGAGUAUGUGGACCAGCACCUGGGAAGGUACAAGCAGGAGAUCCUACGGCUGAGAAAGCUGGCGGGUACAGGGGACCCCUGGAAAGUGGGGGCCAUACCUUCAGACAAGCCCCAGCACCCAAGGACCUGCAGCCACUAACUGGUCAACAGGCAAACCUGGAGCAGAACUCUUCAUAGUUAGCCAGCAUGGCGCUCUCCCCAAAGCACCCCCUGGAAGAUGACUUCACCCAGCCCUCCAGCCAACAAGCAGCAGGGUGGGGUCUUCCCUUGUGGUCCAGUGGCUGAGUCUCCACGCUCCCUACGCAGGGCACCCUGGUUCAAUGCUGAUCAAGGAACUAGAUCCCACAUGCCACAACUAAGAGUUCUCAAAAGAUCCCACGUGCUGCAGCUAAGACCCAGCAUAACCAAAUAAAUAAAUAUUAAAAA